AUGGUGCUGGGCGAACUGUGGGCCGCGCUCUCCGGAGUCUCCGGGGCCGCCCUGGCCUGCUGCUUCGUGGCGGCGGCCUUGGCCCUGCGCUGGUCCAGUCGCCGGACAGCGAGGGCUUCGGCGGUCCGAGCGCGACGGAGGCAGAAAGCGGCCCUGGACACCAUGGACAAGGCGGCGCAGCGCUUCCGGCUCCAGAACCCUGACCUGGACUCGGAGGCGCUGCUGGCCCUGCCCCUGCCUCAACUGGUACAGAAGUUACACAGUGGGGACCUGUCUCCUGAGGCUGUGCUCUUCACCUACAUGGGAAAGGCCUUGGAAGUCAACAAAGGGACUAACUGUGUGACCACCUACCUGGCAGACUGUGAGACUCAGCUGUGCAAGGUCCCAAGGCAGGGCCUGCUUUAUGGUGUCCCCGUGAGCCUCAAGGAGUGCUUCAGCUAUAAGGGCCAGGACUCGACACUGGGCUUGAGCCUGAACCAGGGGGUGCCAGCGGAGGCUGACUGUGUGGUGGUGCAGGUGCUGAAGUUGCAGGGCGCCUUGCCCUUCGUGCACACCAAUGUCCCCCAGUCCAUGUUCAGCUUUGACUGCAGUAACCCCCUCUUUGGCCCGACCAUGAACCCAUGGAAUUCUUCCAAGAGCCCAGGUGGCUCCUCAGGGGGCGAGGGGGCCCUCAUUGCUGCUGGGGGCUCCCCACUGGGCUUAGGCACCGACAUUGGAGGCAGCAUCCGCUUUCCCUCAGCCUUCUGUGGCAUCUGCGGCCUCAAACCCACGGGGAACCGCCUCAGCAAGAGUGGCCUGAAGGGCUGUGUCUAUGGACAGGUAGCAGUACAGCUGGCAGUCGGCCCUAUGGCCCGGGACGUGGAGAGCCUGGCGCUAUGCCUGCGAGCACUGCUGUGUGAGGACAUGUUCCGCUUGGACCCCACCGUGCCCCCCUUGCCCUUCAGGGAGGAGGUCUACAGGAGCUCUCAGCCCCUGCGUGUAGGGUAUUAUGAGACUGACGACUAUACCAUGCCCACGCCGGCCAUGAAGCGGGCCCUGCUGGAGACCAAGCAGAGACUUGAGGUUGCUGGCCACACGCUGGUUCCCUUCCUGCCGGGCAACAUACCCCAUGCUCUGGAGACCCUGGGCACGGGCGGACUGUUCAGUGACGGCGGAGCGACCUUCCUACAGAACUUCAAAGGUGAUUUCGUGGAUCCCUGCUUGGGGGACUUGAUCUCAAUUCUGAGGCUGCCCGGAUGGCUUAAAGGACUGCUGGCUUUCAUGAUGAAGCCUCUGCUCCCAAGGUUAUCAGCCUUUCUCAACAAUAUGAAGUCUCGGUCAGCCGGAAAGCUCUGGGAACUGCAUCAUGAGAUUGAGGUAUACCGGCACUCCGUGAUGGCCCAGUGGAGAGCCCUGGAGCUGGAUGUGCUGCUCACCCCCAUGCUGGGCCCUGCUCUGGACCUGAAUGGCCCAGGCAAGGCCACAGGGGCCGUCAGCUAUACUCUGCUCUACAACUGCCUGGACUUCCCCGCGGGGGUGGUACCUGUCACCACGGUGACCGCCGAGGACGAGGCCCAGCUGCAGCUUUACAAGGGCUACUUUGGGGAUAUCUGGGACAAGAUGCUGCGGAAGGUUGUGAGGAAGAGCGUGGGGCUGCCUGUGGCUGUGCAGUGCGUGGCUCUGCCCUGGCAGGAAGAGCUGUGUCUGCGGUUCAUGCGGGAGGUGGAGCAACUGAUGAACCCGGACAAGCAGCUCUCCUGA
This is a messenger RNA of Budorcas taxicolor (takin), 1740 nucleotides long. It is a transcript of the gene FAAH, whose product is annotated as fatty acid amide hydrolase. The record is from RefSeq and is a predicted model, not a curated record. The transcript is spliced from 15 exons. NCBI's taxonomy places the organism in Eukaryota, Metazoa, Chordata, Mammalia, Artiodactyla, Bovidae. Bases 1 to 1740 code for a protein of 579 amino acids. Gene Ontology annotation, molecular function: amidase activity; fatty acid amide hydrolase activity. Gene Ontology annotation, biological process: fatty acid catabolic process.